Molecule: messenger RNA, 1683 nt
Organism: Aspergillus welwitschiae
Lineage: Eukaryota; Fungi; Ascomycota; Eurotiomycetes; Eurotiales; Aspergillaceae
Product: permease family-domain-containing protein
Exons: 4
Coding region: 1-1683 (560 amino acids)
Biological process (GO): xanthine transport; transmembrane transport
Cellular component (GO): fungal-type vacuole; membrane
Molecular function (GO): xanthine transmembrane transporter activity
Source: RefSeq, a predicted model, not a curated record
AUGGAGUCCAAGUCAAGCCCUAUCUCCACUGAAGAGUCCCCGUCCCCCACAACUGGGGAAGUUCUGCACGCUUCAUCCAAGUGGGGAUACUGGAAGCACUAUCUUACUAGCAGGGAUGGCUGGAUUGGUGACUAUGACUACAUGUACCUGGUUACCCCCAAUAUCUACCCCCUCAACAAGCGCUACCAAGGUGUCGAACCGCCUUUCUAUGGCCUCAACGAUGAGGUCCCCAUUUUACUAACUAUAAUCCUCGGUCUCCAACAUGCCUUGACCAUGAUCGGCUCCGUGGUCUCUCCUCCUUUGGCCCUCGCAAGCGGCGCCUUCUACCUAAACUCUGAACAGUCGCAGUAUCUCGUCUCUGCGGCAUUUAUCACCACCGGCAUUGCCACAGCUCUGCAGGUAACAAGGGUGCACCUGUUCAAAACACCAUUAUGGAUUGGUACAGGACUGCUCUCUGUGGUCGGACCAACGUUCGAUGUCAUCGCUGUUGCCAUGAACUACGCCGACACCAGAUACAACAACGGCUCGUGUCCGACUGACGAGAAUGGCUCUCGUCUCCCCUGCCCUGAAGCAUGGGGCGCAGUCCUGGGUACCUGCCUAUGUACGGUCUGGAUCCAGAUUCUCAUGUCACUGGUGCCGCCAAAGGUGCUAAAUCGCAUCUUUCCCAAAGUAGUCACAGGAAGCCUUCUGCUCUUGGUUGGCGUAUACCUUAUCUCGAGUGGCAUGGAGAACUGGGGAGGGAGUUCAAACUGUGAUGGUGGGACAGGAUAUUAUGCCCUUUGUCCUAAUGUGGAUGCUCCGAGACCACUGCCAUGGGGCGACCCCAAACUGAUCGGCCUCGGCUUCAGCGUUUUCGCGACCAUCAUCUUCGUCGAAUUCGUCGGCUCCCCACUAAUGAAAUCCGCCUCAGUCAUCCUAGGAUUAGCAGUGGGAUGCGCCAUCUCCGGGGCAACAGGCUACUGGUCUCGCGACGAGAUUGACGCUGCGCCAGUGGGUACCUUUCUAUGGGUGCAUACCUUCCCACUGUCUGUUGACGGGGCACUCGUUCUCCCGCUGCUUAUCAUGUUCGUCUGCGAGGCUGUCAGCUGCAUGCCGGAUAUUCUGGCCACAGCGGAGAUUUCCCGUGUCGAUAUCGAGGGACGGGAGUUCCACAGCCGUAUCCAGGGUGGGAUCUUAUGUGAUGGACUGGGGAGUCUGAUUAGUGCGCUGGGCACUGGGCUGCCGAUGGUUAGUCAGGCGGGCAAUAAUGGGGUUAUUUCCUUGACUGGGUGUGCUAGUCGACGAGCGGGAUGGUGCGCUUCCGCAUUCCUCCUACUAAUGGGCAUUUUUGGCAAAUUCGGCGCUGUCUUUGGAUCCAUGCCCCCUUCUGUCCUCGGAGGAAUGCAGGUAUUCCUGUACAGCACGAUUGUGGUGGCUGGUGUGCGCGUCCUCGGCUUGGUGGAAUUCACUCGACGCAAUAGAUUCAUUCUUACUGCGUCGCUGGGAAUCGGCAUGAUGGAUAUUGUCUCCCCCAGCUGGUUCAGUUCCGUGUUGGCGUAUAGCGGGCCAAAUGUGCAUUUGCAGGGGUUUGAGCAGGGGAUCAAUCUAAUUGUUGAGACGCCGUUUAUCAUUGCCGCAGUGGUGGGUGUGGUGCUGAAUCUGGUGUUGAAGGAGGAUGAGAAGGUUGAUACGGUGCUGCCAUAG